AUGCCUCUACCAACUACAUUGGCGCGCUCAUGCAUACGAUCUUUGCGCUUGAGCAAUUCAGCUAGAUUAUCCACUUCGUUGAGACGAUUCAAUUCCACAUUCAAUCCAGAUCCUCCCCACCAUGCAGACGAAUAUCAACGCAAUAAUAAAAAACUCUACGAGACACAUAUACCAAUAUCCAAUGCUGAAAGAGUUAUACUCGCAGCAGGCUCGGCAGUAACCGCUCUAUUGGAUCCUUAUCGAGGAGAUAUGAUAGCCACCUUGGGCGAAACAACAGGUCAACGGUAUCUUGAGUCAAUUCGAGACCAGAUGCUUCAAGACCGAACAGGUCGACGUAUCUUACGCGAACGGCCUGUCAUCAAUUCCAAAUCACUCGACCUGGACAGACUACGAAGUCUGCCGAGCGAUACAUUCGGCAGAGAAUAUGUAGGGUGGUUGGACAAAGAAGGUGUGACACCAGACACGCGAGCCGCUGUGCAAUUCGUGGAUGAUGAGGAGCUAGCUUAUGUUAUGAAACGAUACAGAGAGUGCCAUGAUUUCUUUCACACAUUGACUGGACUCGGUGUCACAGUUGAAGAGGAGCUUGCAUUGAAGUGGUUCGAAUGGGUGCAAACCGGGUUACCAAUGACUAUGUUGUCAUCGCUCUUUGGCCAUCUGCGGCUGACGUCGACGGAGCGAAGCCGACUGUUUCAAAAUUAUGUACCAUGGGCUAUUCAGUGUGGUGUUUCAUCCAAACCAUUGAUGAAUGUAUAUUUUGAAGAGCUAUUAGAUAAGCCAUUAACAUCUGUUCGAAAGGAACUGGGUAUUUUUCUGCCACCUUCCAUAGAAUCUCACAUUGUAUAA
Molecule: messenger RNA, 843 nt
Organism: Umbelopsis ramanniana AG
Lineage: Eukaryota; Fungi; Mucoromycota; Umbelopsidomycetes; Umbelopsidales; Umbelopsidaceae
Exons: 4
Coding region: 1-843 (280 amino acids)
Biological process (GO): ubiquinone biosynthetic process
Cellular component (GO): mitochondrial inner membrane; mitochondrion
Source: RefSeq, a predicted model, not a curated record